UACAAAUCAUUAAGCGUUUUAUUCUCUAGUCUCUAAUUUGAAGAAUAGAUUAAAGCUAGCUCGUUGUAUCCUGCUGGGAUCGCGUCAGUUCAUGUUUUUCCACGUUUGUACAAAUAUGCAGAACAUGUGGAUCCUUCUCUUUCUCUGCGCGACCGCCUGCUCCUGGCCGCAGUGCUGCGCGCGUGACUUCGACGAGGUGGAAGCGCGAGGCCGCGCGGAGCUCCGGAGGCUGCAGGGCUUCGCCGCGCAGCCGGUCUACGGCGCGUGCUGGUCCCGAGCCUUGGAGCGGAUCCGCGCCAGAUGCCGCCAGUUCACCGAGGAGACCCAGAGCCGCGUUGCGCUGGCUUUCACCCAUUGUCACCUUCGCAGAUCAAAUCGCCCAUUCCCGGAAUGCAUGGAUGACAGCAACGUGAAGGAAUGCACACAAGACAUGGAUCCUGUGGCUUUCAUUACAUAUACAGAGUUCUUCACCCACGUUCACAGUAUCUGCCACUUCCUGGAGAGUGAGCACUGGCAGCACCGUGCAGAGGGCACCAUUCACAGGCUGACCGAGAGUUCGGCAGGAGUGGCUGAACAGCUGGCCUCGACUCAGCGCAUGGCUGAGGAUUUGGUGCAGGCCCAGCGUGUGGCCCUCAAAUCCCAAGAGGCCAUACUGCGUAAUGGGGAGGAACUCAAGUUUACACUGCAUGACUCCACACAAGGCCUGAAGGAUGUCUUUGCAGAUCUGCAGCACACUGCGCAGGAGCAGCAGUUGGCGUUCUCCGAGAUCUUUGGCCGCAUAGCAUUCCUGCAGAACUUUGUCAUGUCGGAGUCCCAUACACUGGGCUCCCUGCUAUACAACACACUGGGGCUAUGCAUCGCCUUCUUGCUGACAGCCACCAAGCGCACUGCUGCAGCUAGGCUAAUCCUUUUCGUGCUGGUGGCAGUAAACGUGUAUUUGGAAAGGAUAAUCUGUAAUGCUGUGUUGGACUCCAUGGAUUCUGGGUACCAGCAGAUGGAGCGGAUUGACCAGCUGGUGGCGCUACUGCGGCGAGGCAUGGUUUUCUUGGGACUGCUGGUUCUGAUCUAUGUGGGAGUGAGGUUCAGGGAUGUAAGCAGGGAGAGCCUGGAAAUUCUGACCCAACUGAAGGAAUCACACUCCAGCCUUCAGCUGGCUCUGCAGAAAGCUGAAUGCUUUAAUAAGGCUGUUGCUGAAAUGCAGCUCAUGAAGAAGGAAGCAAGAGAGAGUCUGAGGGCAGAGCGCUGGAGAAGGGUCAAGGAUGAAUCCUUGAGUACUGCGCUGCAGGAUCAGUCUGUCAUACUCUUCAAUUCUUCCACAAUUCACAUGCCAUCUGUUUCACUCGGGCCGUCUCAUUUGGACUUGGAGGAAGCCACUGUCUUGGAGACCUCUGGGAGGCUUGGUCAACCUCAGUCCUCACGCUCUCGAGAGAGGCCCCCCACCGCUCUCACGUACAGCGUCUUGGUUAAUGAUAGUCAGCAGCCGAGAUACAAUCUACGCAACAGGAGGUCCCUGCCGGCCCCCACGGAGCACAGAGGGAACCGGUGAUGGGCGGGGCUUUGGAAUGCCCAGCAGGACAGCAUGUUCCUUCAUACAGCUGUGACGCCAACUAUCUACAUAAAGCAGCUAUGUGUCUGUAUGUACAUAUCAAUAUAUACACGUAGAGGUACACACACUAAUGGAUAGAAUUGUUAGAAAGCUAGCCAGUUUUUCAUCUAGAAUGUAGUUGACCAGAAUGAAUCCAUACAAUGAAUAUUUAUGUACUAUAGCAUCCAGUACUGAUACUGUCAGAUUGCUGUUUAAUUACAUGCAAGGCUACAGCAUCGGAGUGUCUGUUUUUAAAUUUUGUAUAUUGAAUCUGGUUACGGAAGAUGGAUUGAUGGAUGUUAUUACAAUGUAACUGUUUACUGUUUAAUCAUGAUAUUCGUGGGAAAAUCUGUAGUAGUUUUAACUGUUUUGGAAACAUCUAUAUAACAAUAUUGGAGAUUUUACAGGAGAGCUUUUUAAAACCUAUUAACAUGGAGAUUAACUCAAAUAAACAAAUAAUUCAA
This is a messenger RNA of Paramormyrops kingsleyae, 2049 nucleotides long. RefSeq lists its product as uncharacterized. NCBI's taxonomy places the organism in Eukaryota, Metazoa, Chordata, Actinopteri, Osteoglossiformes, Mormyridae. The record is from RefSeq and is a predicted model, not a curated record.